AUGUCCGGCUCCUGUAGUCGUCGUCAUCAACGUGAUCUCGUGUCUGCAAUGCAACUUUUAGUGAUUCCAUUGAUCUUCUUCUACUGUUUUUUGUGGCUUCCACAGCACUUCCAAGCAGCCCCUAUGCCACCACCGCCAUCAUCGCCGAGUAGCUGGACAGACAAAAAGAACACAGAUGCAACUCACAAAUGGCAGAAAUUGGCUAAAGCUCAUAUAACACGCCAUUUUUCGGGCAAUCCCAGAGCUCAGCCAGUUGCCAAAAAUGUGAUUCUUUUCAUCGGCGACGGCAUGGGCUUGACAACAGUUACUGCAGCAAGAAUAUUCAAAAGUCAGUUUAAAGCUCAACAGAGUUCAGAAAACUUUCAAGACGAAGAAGAAAUUAAAAGUGAAGAACCAGAAUGGACUCAAUCAGCUGAAGAGGAUGAACUGUCAUUUGAAAAAUUUGAGCAUGUGGCACUAAGCAAGACCUACAAUCUCGACAGUCAAGUGGGUGAAUCGGGUGCCUGUGCCACGGCGUUGAUGUCCGGCGUAAAGGCCAACUUUGAGACGAUUGGUCUGAGCGGCCUGGCAAAGCACAACAACUGCACCUCAACCUUUGUCGAAGGAGGACGAGUGUCCAGCAUUGCAGAGUGGGCUCAGCAGCAAG
This is a messenger RNA of Rhagoletis zephyria (snowberry fruit fly), 646 nucleotides long. The record is from RefSeq and is a predicted model, not a curated record. NCBI's taxonomy places the organism in Eukaryota, Metazoa, Arthropoda, Insecta, Diptera, Tephritidae.